CGCGUGAGAGUAGGAGGGCGCGCCUUCCUCGCCUGCCGCUGGCCUCGCUUGCCGGCCGCGGAUUGGAACUUCCGCGCUCGCGGGGUUCGGAAACGUCACAAUGGCUCAGAACGUCCAAAGCGUCACCCUCGCGCUCACGCUGCCCAUCACUUGCCACAUUUGCCUGGGGAAGGUCCGCCACCCGGUCAUCUGUGCCAACCACCACGUCUUCUGUUCCAUUUGCAUCGAGGUGUGGUUGAAGAACAAUAGCCAGUGCCCUGCCUGUCGGAUCCCCAUCACACCUGAAAAUCCUUGCAAGGAAGUCAUAGGAGGAACCAGUGAAAGUAACCCCGCGUUUACCCCUGCGGUCCGAAAACAGCUGCGCAAAACCCGGCUCGAGCUCCUUCACAAAGAAUAUGAGGAUGAGAUAGAAACAUUGCAGAAAGAGCUGGAGGAGCUGACAAUCAAAAACUUGAGCUUGGAGUCCCAGCUGAGAUCCAUUUUGCAUCCUGCAACUCCGGACGUUUCUGACAAAGAUCAGGAGGGUCCUCUUCUCUCGGAGGAUGGGAACAAAGCUGCCGCUGAGACUUUGGCAACGUUGACCCAGAAGCUUCAGGCUGCGAAUGAGAUGUAUGAGAAAGCGAACGAUGACUUGGAAAAGUUAACAGAGGUAAACAAGAAACUGAGGUUUGAAAACAGCGGCCUUGCGAGGGAGAACUUGCGGCUGAAGGCUGAGGUUGGAAGUCGAUCGCCCCAGAAGUUUGGACGGUUCACCGUAGCAGCACUUCAGUCGAAGCUUGAUCAAUGCGAGAGGGAGACCAACCGUCUGAAAAAGGCUUUGGAGAGGAGCGACAAAUACAUAGAAGAGCUGGAGUCGCAGGUGCUGCCCCAGAAACGGGAAUACGAACCUAUGAAAGAGGAAACUUCCGAAAGUGACGUGGCUGUUCCAAUGGAGGAGAAGCAAAGCGGAACCAUGCCUAAUGAGAACGUCCUACUGAAAAACCCAGAAGAGCACCUGGAUCAGAACUGUUUGAGCACAGCUCACUGCCCUGAUGACGAUCAACCUGGUAGCGGCCUGUUGGGUAGCAGUAAUGAUGUCUGCUUAAAUUCAGCCAGUCAGGGUUGUUCGGAUGAGUCCGUUGCCCAGUGCUCAGCCGGAAGGGAUGUUUUCACUGACUCUCAGGAGGUUCUCUUGGAUAUAGCCAGUGCCGAUAUGGACACUUGCCCGGAACAAACGUGGGACAAAAUUGAGGACUGUGUGCCAUAUAAAGACGAGCUUUACGAACUUCCUGAUCCAUGUACGCCAUUAUCUCUCAGUUGCCUCCAGCUGAACACUCCUGGCAGUAAGGACGACCUGCCUGCAAAAGAAGAGAGUCCAAGGGAGCCAUCAAGUUUUCUGAGAAAAUUGGAAUUUGAGGAUUUUGGGGAUGCGUUGGACGAUGCGAACAAGGACUCCCCGGAGCAUAGCGCUAGCAGUUGUGAGAGCAGCGACAGCAAAGGUGCUUGUUUUACCUCUGAUAAGCCCGUUUUUUGGAACCGAUGCCCGACGCACUAUGACGAGAACUUGGACUUUGAAGGUUCAGAGCCCUCUGCCGCCACUAGCGAUUCCGGAGAGUCCUCGGCAAAAUCCAGCGAAAAAUCACACCACAUAAAUGUGCCUAAGAAACUGCAUUCUGUCCGCUCCUCCGAAAUGAACCGCACCAGGACAUCCAGUGAGACAUCCAUGGAUGCUGCUUAUCUGGACAAAAUCUCUGAGCUGGAUUCCAUGAUGUCCGAAUCAGACAACAGCAAAAGCCCUUAUUAUGUUUCCAAGUCGUCUUCGGAGCUGGAGAACUCCUGCAAGGCCACCCAGUGUCCUGAUCUUUUGAAUGAAAAGGAGAAAACCAUGAAGGAAAGGAAUGAACAGAACGCUCUGAAAUGUCCUCUCGCCGAUGAUAAUUCACCAGAGGGAAAUGAAUGGAAAUCUGCUACUUUUUCAAUCCUUUCCCCUUCUGCUGUAGACAUAAUGGAGCCUUUCCCUCUGUUUGGUGGACGGACUUCAGAAACGACUGAGAUAAAACCUCAGAGCUUUUUAUUCCAAAGAGAGCUCUCCCCCAGUUUUUUGUUUAGCAACUCUGGAGGGUCAUUUGAAGAACAAAAGCUGGGGUCCUCUCUUUUUAAGGUGGCUCCUGAGCUGCAGAACCUCCAUAACCAGUUGCAGUCUCCUUGGUCCUCUUCCUUUGUACCCGACAGGAAAGCCAAAAGUCUUCAAACGUCAACAAAAAGAAAAAUUCAGAGUAGCUUGUCUAGUGCGAGCCCGUCAAAAACCACCAAGAACUGACUCUUUAUUUCUUAAAACCAGGUUGAGUGCCAAUAUUAAAUGUCUUGAGAGUAAUUUUGUUUUCACAGACGGUUCUCUUCAUUUGUAGAUGCCCCCUAUGAUCUCUGCUUGUCCGCUUCUUACAUACUGAGUGAUGGAGUUUGGAUGUUCCCUGUUCUGAGUGCCAAGUUGUGUUUGUGAAAUCUAAGCAGAGCCUCCCUCUCGAUAGAUGUCUUCAGUUUAGAUACCUAGAGAUUGGUGUAUUGUGUUUUUUUGUUUUGCUUUUAGUGUUGGGUUAUAUGACGUCUUCAGUCCUUUUUGAGGAGCCGUUCAGAGUCCAGGGUUACUGAAUGCAAUGGAUCUUCAAAAUGGGUUUCUCAUUGAUUCAGCUCUUGAUCUCAUUGAGAAGCCGGUGUGAUAACAUCUUAGCUGUGCUUUCUGUCCCUGUCGGGGAGAACAUGGUGGCAGCUAUUCCGGAGCUUGGCUUCUCUCCGAACUCCCCUUUCAGAAUAAAAUGUUUGCCUGUUCAUACCCGCAUGACACCCUGUGUCUCGCCACAUCAGUACCUUCGGUGUGUAGCUGUUAGAAUUGUUUUAUCCUCCUGGCAAAUGUUCAGUUGGGAGGGGAAAGGUGUCUUCUUGCUUAAGACUGAGAACCCAGUUAUUUUUUUAAAUUAAACACUGCUUUUAACUGAAACAAAAAAAAACAAAAAAAAAUUACAUACACAUCCUUCUCUCGUAUAAGACCGUGUCGUUCGUGCCUACAUAGUUCAUAAAAAUGGGUUGGUAUGCUAAUAGCUUGUUUACUGAAUGUACACCAAACAUUUUACAUGAAUACUGUACUGUUUUACAUUAAUACUGCAUGCUUUUCUAUGUGGAAUGAAUAAAAAAGUCACAAGCA
Molecule: messenger RNA, 3178 nt
Organism: Sphaerodactylus townsendi
Lineage: Eukaryota; Metazoa; Chordata; Lepidosauria; Squamata; Sphaerodactylidae
Gene: OBI1
Product: ORC ubiquitin ligase 1
Exons: 6
Coding region: 101-2299 (732 amino acids)
Biological process (GO): regulation of DNA replication; protein monoubiquitination
Molecular function (GO): ubiquitin-protein transferase activity
Source: RefSeq, a predicted model, not a curated record